Messenger RNA from Ruditapes philippinarum (Manila clam), 18105 nucleotides. RefSeq names its product sacsin-like. Gene Ontology annotation, molecular function: Hsp70 protein binding. The transcript is spliced from 8 exons. The record is from RefSeq and is a predicted model, not a curated record. NCBI's taxonomy places the organism in Eukaryota, Metazoa, Mollusca, Bivalvia, Venerida, Veneridae. Bases 332 to 13657 code for a protein of 4441 amino acids.
UUUCGGAAAACCAACCAUUUGACAUUGCCAAUGAUUCAGGUUAAACUGUUUUGCAUUGUUCAUGUUAGUUCAAAUGUAACUAGACUCCUAUUCCAUUUUAACUUGUGAAUAAGUUUUAUAUUACAAACGAGUUUAUAUUACAAAUAAAGUAAUAUUUUAAUCUACGCAGUAUUAAGUGUAGUGUUAUUACUGCGCAGUUUAAAUGGUUCGUUGUGCAGUUUGUGGAUAAAUAUUACCUUUUAAUAUUUAAAUAUUUUGUAUUAACAUUGUAAAAACCAGAGAGGGAGAUACUUUGAGAUUGCUAAAUAAACAAAACAAGACAACUAACAGAAUGGAGCCAUCAAGCGACGGAAUGUUUGAUCCAGGUAUAAGCUUCUCCCCUAUGAGACAACCGCCACUCAUCAAACAGUUAAAAGGUAUACUCUCAGAGUACCCGGAUGGUGGUCAAAUUCUGAAGGAACUCAUACAGAAUGCCGAGGAUGCUGAGGCAACUGAGAUCAAUAUACUCUAUGAUGCCAGACAAAUUAAUCAUACGAGUGCUACAAAUGAAAACUAUAACAGAUUUUUCAGGGGUCCAGCUCUUUGUGUCGCAAAUAAUGCGAUAUUCACAGAGAAAGAUUGGGAUGGUAUUCGUAUGAUAUAUAGCAGUGUGAAGGAAGAUGAUCCUCUGAAAGUUGGCAGAUUUGGUCUAGGCUUCAAGUCCGUGUUCCAUAUCACAGAUUAUCCCUGUGUUAUUAGCGGCAGCAAAAUUUUAAUGAUAGAUCCACAGCAACCUUCAAACCAAAUAAACGCAAUGGUUAAUUUAUCCCGAAUUGGAACCCUUGAAAAGCAUGGUCUGAAUGCUGAGGCAUUUUGGGAAGCAUUUGACGGAGCGUUUGGAAUCAAACCAGGAAUAGUUGCCAAUGGUUAUUAUGAAGGUACAUUGUUUUGGUUCCCACUCCGCCAGUACUGUUCAGAGGUGUCAGAAACAUUAUAUGAUGAGGAAAAAGUUAUGGACCUGUUCGAAGGAUUACAGCUAGAGGCGUCUUCUAUCUUACUCUUCCUGAGGAAUUUAGAAAGUAUAAAUAUAUAUACACGUAGAAACGAAAAUCCUAUUUCAGAAAUUGUUAAAAUAGAACUACAUGAUACAAAUGGAAGCGUCCGUAAAAACAGAUUUGAAUUUAAAGAAAAAGUAAAAAAACUAAAUUCAGCUUAUCAAGAGAAAGAUAUAUGGAAUGAUGUACAGAUAUCAAUAAAUAUAUUAAAGAAUGGAAAGUCUAACAUAUCUAAAUGGAUGGUUGUGAACUAUUAUGUUGGUAGCAGUUCCAACUUGAAUUUUCAAAAACUAAUACACGAUGAGAAUUUCUGUUACAGUCCAUAUGUAGGAGUUGCGGCUCCACUUGAAUCUAAGAAGCGUACUUUUGAAGGGCAUGUGUUUGCCUUUCUACCAUUGCCGAAAGAGGGAUCACGUCUUACCGGACUACCAGUGCAUGUAAAUGGAUUCUUUGCCCUCAGUCAGAAUCGACACCACUUAAAGCUAGAAACCGAGGAGCAAAGAGAUAAAAGAAUUGAUGACAAGUCAAUUUUAUGGAACAAAUAUCUUAUUUGUGAAGCCAUUCCUCUUGCUUAUCAGAUCCUUGUAAACUCAUUGAUACAAAGGUCGAUUGGUUGUGAAAAUGUAUCUGAUUCAAUUCACCAUGUGUAUGCAUGUCUGCCUGAUUCAUCAAAAACACAUAAAACAUGGGCUAAACUUGAAUAUACAUUGUUUAGGAAUAUUAAAACACAACCGUUUUUGUACAGUGGCAAUGUUAACACUUGGAUACGACUGAAUGAUGCAUGUUUUGCAACUUUAAGGAACCUACCUUUUGAACACCAACACGUCAAAGAUGCCAUCAAGCACUGUCUCACUUCUGUAGGAAAGAAAUACGUAGACAUUCCAAAAGGGCUUUUUGAAACUUUACGAAUUUAUUAUCCUCAGGUUCAGGAUCUUACUCCAGAAGUGCUCACAACAUACCUUCAUAAGAACAAUGGUUACAGAAAAAUAACAUGUGAAAACAAAAUGGAUAUUUUAGAAUAUAUCUUAUCGGAGAGCCAAUAUGAGUUGGUACAUGGACUGGAGCUUCUUCCACUGUCUUCUGGAGAAUGGACAAAUUUCAACAAGAGCGAGGCGACAGUAUACAUUUGCUCUAAAGAUAUUUUAAGGAUACUUCCUGGCUUUCAGCACAUUCUUUUGAAGAACAAGUCAUCUCUUAGAAGCACAUUAGUAUGUCAGAUAGAAGGCUUGUGUUGUUCUGGUGCUUCGCAAAUUAAAGAAAUGAACGCAUCUACAAUAAUCUCGUUUUUAAAAGAUAUUCUGAAGACCGAAUUAGGAGCGUCUACAACACUACGCCUAACUGGAUCAAAUAAAUUAACCAUUCAAUGGUUGCAUGAUGUGUGGGAGUUCUUUAUCAUGAAAGGAAACAUUUCAAUCUCAACAGGUCUCUCAAUUGUACCAGUACUGAAACAAGGAUCCUGGAAAAGCCCUAAAGUCAUCCAUUUGGCAAAAUUAACUGAUCUCCUCCUUCUUAGAUCAAAAGAUGGUUUUCCAGAGGAAGUAUACAGCUGCUUCCAUUUACUUGGAGUAACCAUAUUAGAAAGUUUACCGCCUUGGAUUCCACAAGAUAUCAUACACCAGUACUGCCUUUCCCCUAGUCAUAAAAAUGUGAUUUCACUUUUGUCUCGGAUAAGUAAAGGGCAAACUGUUUAUCAGAGUGUGACUGCUUUCAACAAUUCUUGUUCAUUGAAUGAAAAAAGGGCGUUUAUGAAAAUGCUGGUAAAAUGUCAGUUUGAAAUGUCAGAAAAUGUUAAACUCUUCACAAAGGAACUCAAGAUAUUUGAAGCUGUAAAUUAUAUUGAUGGGAAAAGAAAAGCAGCAUCCUUAACGGAAACGCCUACAUUUAUAAAUGGAAAGGAAUCAUUUCCAACGUCCGUAAUGUUACCGUUUACAUGCCUUCAAGUGAACGUAUCAUUGGAAUCAUUCGUUGCAAAGUUAGGCGGAAGAAAAAUUUCUGUUGAAUAUAUUGUUGAAGAGUACCUCAAAAUUGCUAACCAAAGAUUGGAAGAGAACAAUAAAGAAUUCAAUUUGUUUAUCAAGUAUUUAAUUACUAAUUUCCAUUAUUUCAAGAACAGUUCAAAAAUUGUGAGAUUGGCAAAAAACCUGCGUUUCCUCAAAACAGGACCUAACUCCCGCUCAUAUAUUGCCUCGGAGCUCUUUGACCCUUCUGAAAAAGUUAUUGAAGAUUUACUGUACGGAGAGUGCUUAUUACCAGAUUCUACGUAUACAAAGGAUACAGAAGCAGUUCAUAUUCUUAAAAUACUUGGACUUAAAGGUAUACAAGAUAUAGAUUGCAUGCUUCUUUACAGCGUGGCUACCACUUUGAACGAUUUGAAUAGAAAGUGUCAGAGAAAAAACAACAAAGAUCUUCUUCGUAAAGCAAAAGCGUUUAUGAAUAUCAUCUCUAGGAAACCCUCUUUGCUAGAAGAUGCCUGUCGAAACGGGUUUAGUUUAGGGGAAUCUAUCUAUUCGUUUGCGUGUAUUCCAGUUGAAAAGAGAGUGCCAGGAUAUCCUCCUUGUAUUACAUGGUUUAAGAGUAAUGACACGCUUUGUAAACCCUCCGAUGCAAAAGAUAUUAGUUUAAGCCUCCUUGUAGGAGGAAUAAUGCCAAUUAUUGAAUGCACGUCAGAGCCAUUUGCUGGGGUAUUCGGGUGGAAAGAUCCGCCAGCUAUAUCAAAUAUAUUUGAGCAGCUUAAAAUAGUUAGAAACUGCUAUUCAGUGCACUACAGAUCUGAUGUAAUGCCUAUAAUCAAAAGUAUUUAUGACCAUCUUAGUAAACGUCAAGAAGAAGUACGAAAAUUGAAAGAUGAUUUGGCUGUCGAAUACAUUAUUUGGACAGGAGAAGACUUUGUUACCCCUGAAAGAGUUAUAGUUGAAAAACAGAAAGCAGACAUUGAUUUGCACCCUCAUUAUUACUAUCUUCCAGAAGAAUACAUGUGUAUUCAGCAUUUAUUUAUCUCGCUUGGUUGUCUACCGAAGCAAGACAUAUGUACAUUGCAAAAUACCAUUAAAUGUAUCAAUUCAUGUAAUGAAAAAGUAGAAAGCAAAGUAAUUAUGAAUCGAGAUAAGCGCAUAGUAGUUGAUAUUUUAGAGAAAAUUGCAAGUCUUGUUCUUGAUGGGUUUGUUUCAGUUGGUGAUCUUGAAAUAUUAAUGAUGGUACAUGAUACAUGUUAUCCAAGUGGUUUUACCCUCCGACCGGCGUCGGAAUGUACGUAUGAUGAUGAUCCAACAUUAUUUUGCGUAGACAAUGGGGAUUCUUAUCUCGUACAUGAAAUGAUUCCAGUAAAGACUGCUACAGCUCUGGGAGUAAAGUCAAUAUCAAGGAAAGCGGCAUUGGAUGCAGAGGAACUUGGUGUUGAGAAAUGGGGACAACAAGAACAUUUGACGACUAGGAUACAUGCUUUGUUGAGGGAUGGUUAUACUGAUGGAUUAUCAGUCCCAAAAGAGUUAAUACAGAAUGCAGAUGAUGCAGGUGCUACUACAGUGAGAUUCCUUUACGAUGAACGACAAAAUCGAGAACUAAGAGAACGAGUUCUUUGUAAGGGCAUGAAAGACUUUCAAGGGCCAGCAUUAUGGGUUUACAAUGAUGCAGUUUUUUCUGAUGAUGACUUAAAAAAUAUAACUAAGUUGAACGCGGCAACUAAACAAACUGAUGUACAGAAAAUAGGAAAGUUCGGGUUAGGAUUUUGUUCUGUUUACAACCUUACAGACUUGCCAAGUUUUAUCACUGGAUCUAACAUUGUUUUCUUUGACCCACAUGAAAAAUAUCUCGGAAGUGUACGCGGAACGGGAUUGAAAUAUACAUUACCGAAUGCAACAUUAGUACUGAGACAUAGUGACCAAUUCAAACCAUACAAUGGUGUUUUUGGUUGCGAGAUAGGUGAUAAGGAUUUCAAAUCAUACAACGGAACAUUAUUCAGACUUCCGCUUCGCACAGAAGAACAGGCAAGGGAGAGUAAAAUUUACUCUGUGUCUUAUACAAAUGAAGAAAUGAUUAAACUUUUGCGAAUGCUAAUUCUAACAGCGGGAAAUAUGCUUUUAUUUUCGCAAAAUGUCACAACAAUUGAAGUUUUUCAUCUUGAUGAAAAGUCAACAAACGCUUCAAAACCGGAACUGUUGUUCAACAUUCAUAAGAGUGUGUUCCAAAUUGCACAUUCCUUAUUCAAACCACUGUCUGUGUCAGUUUUAUCACGAAUGAUACAGAUUAAAGCAAGAAAUUUUAUCGAAAUGCAUAAAACUGUUAUCCAUUAUAUAACAACGAAAAAAUGCAAGGCUUUAAUUGAUAACCUUGCCAAUAUGGAUGAAAAUUUUGAAAUAGUUUGGCUAUUGUCAUGGGCUAGAGGAAAUAGCCGGUCAUUGAAAAUGUCGCAAAAAUUGUUUUCUGAGGGUGCAGUUCCUCUUGCAGCUGUAGCUAUUCCUUGUGCAGAUCAAACAGACGGAACACCGAUUGCAAUACAAAAUGUAGGAGCUGGCUUUUAUUCAGAAGGUCAUAUAUUUUGUUUUCUUCCACUUCCUAUUAAAACAAAAUUGCAAUUUCAUGUUAACGGUUGUUUUGCUGUGACUUCAGAUAGACGUCAGCUUGUUACUAUAACGGAGGAUGAUAAAAGCAGUAACAGAAAUGAUUGGAAUAAUGCUGUACAAGAAGAUGCUUUGGUAAUUGCAUUCAUCAAACUGCUUGAAAAACUUUCAGAGAAAGAGAUGAAUGUUAACAAGACUUACAAAUAUUACACACUUUGGCCAUCAAACUGUUCCGAUGUACUUCUACAUUUUAAAGAUGAAUUUUACAAGCAUAUUGUUGCUAGCAAAUGCAAAAUAUUUGAGGGAAAUGGAUCGUGGGUAAAUUUCCAUGAUUCGGUAUUUUUAGACCCAAAGUUUCGUCAGAAAUCGUGCGGAGCCACAGCAUUUGAGUUUCUAAAACACAUCAUCCCAAGAAAGGACAAAACAGUCAUUGAAAUGCCAGAAUACAUCUUUGAAAAUAUAAAGAAAAGUAACGUUGACAAAAUUGAGUUGCUACGUUCUGCUGUUAUUGGCGAGAAAGACUUUUUUCAGAUAUUUUUUAAAAAUAUCGAUAAUACGUUUUGGAAGAAUCGAUUUGAAGAGCGUAAUAAUAUGAUAACAUUAGCUCUGAAGAUACAAGACAAGCAUAUUGAUAGCAUCAUGAAACAAAUUGAAUGUAUUCCGACGUCACCACAACAAAGACUUCGUCGGCCGUCUGACCUUAUUCAUCCGUAUGAAUCACUUUCAAAACUAUUCAGCGUGGCCGACGAAAGGUUUCCUUACGAUAUAACGAUGUUCCGUAACGAGAUUGCUCUAAAGAAUCUGAUAAGGCUUGGAAUGAACUAUAAAGUAAUGCCCAAUGCAUUUCUGAUUGAUAGGUGUGUUUCUGUUACGACUUUAGCCCAUGUUUGCUGCAGCUGUGCUCGUGAAAGGUGUACAUCUGUGAUAGAUUAUUUAUCGAAUGCUAAAGUUUUGACGUCGCUUUACAAUGACUUGGAAGCAUUACAGUUUGUCCAAAGCUCCUGUAUCAUGCCUGUUUUACAAAGGCCAAAGACUUGGACAUUUUCAUGGGGCGCUGAUAAGACGACUAAAAAUGAUUUAGUACAUUUAUAUGGAGCGAAACAUUGUAUAAAUCACAAAGAUGCUAAACCUUUACUACUAGGACAAUCAGGAGAAUUGGUGCGUCAGAGACUUUGUGAUUAUGUUGGAAGUGUUAAGUUUUUAGUAGAUGAAUCAUUCUUCUCGAUUGCAAAGGCAAGGCAAAAUGAUGUUCGGAGAUUUUUGCAAAUAAUGAAUGUUAAAGAUCUAGACGAUCUGGAUCCUCGACUGUUAGUCGAGCAAAUCUUGCUUAUUGUUCGGGAAUACAAAGACACAUCUAUUCAAUUUGAUGAAUUUAAAAGAAUACAUAACAAUGUAUUUCAACAUUUCAAUAGUGUUAUAAAGAGUGACCCAGAAAAUGUACCUGAGUGUCUUAUCGAAUUACGUGAUGUCCCUGUUAUACCAAUUGAAACUGUUCUAGUCAAGGCAGAAAAUGUUGCAUUGAAUUUAAAGGAAGAGUGUGUACCUUCAUUAUAUCGGCUCCCUGUUUUUGCAAACAUAAAAUGGAUACAUAUUUGCAAGUACUUAGGUGUUAAAGACUACUUCGACAUAAGUUUCAUAAUAAAUGCUAUCGACUCGUUAAAAGACAAUUGGAUAAACAAUAGCAGCAAUGUAGAGAAAAUCCGUGUUUUGCUUGUCAAUCUAAAGGAGAGCAUAGAGAUGUCCAAAACAGAGUACGAUAGUCUCAAUGAAUAUCAUGACAGAAUUUUAGCACCAGAUACCUUAUGUCAGCUCUGGCCUACAUAUGAUUUAGCCGCUGAGAAUAUCGACUUUAGAACAAACACUGAAAUAAAAAUUCUUCAUAGAGAUAUACCAAUAUCUCUUGGUGAAUCAUUAGGUGUAAAAACAAAAGAACUAAAAUGUUUCGAAUCAAUGUCGAUUGCUGUAUCAUUUGGUCAAAGGGAAAAGCUUGUUACCCGCAUCAAGGGCCUUCUUAAGGCCUAUCCCUGUGAUGAGAGUAUAAUGAAAGAACUCCUACAGAAUGCUGAUGAUGCUCGAGCGACAGAAAUACAUUUUGUAAAGGACUAUCGUGAACAUUCUACAAAGAGACUUUUCAGUAAAUCAUGUGCAUCACUUCAAGGACCAGCGUUAUGCGUGUUUAACAACAGCUACUUCACAAAAGAAGACUUUGAGGGUAUUCAUAAUCUUGGUCAGGGAAGCAAAGGUGAAGAUCCGACAAAAACUGGACAGUAUGGAGUAGGAUUUAACUCAGUUUACCAUUUAACAGACACUCCAUCGUUUAUAACUAAAUCUUCUGCCGGCGAUAAUAAUGACUAUCUAAUUACGUUUGAUCCGCUACUUUCCUGUUUACCUAAAGCAACAAUUACCGAACCUGGCCAAAUGUGCAAACUGUCGGAUGUUCAAGCUAAUUUUCCAGACCAAUUACUCGGAUUUUCACAGAACCAACUAAUGAAAGGUGAAAUGGGAACAAUAUUUCGAUUCCCUCUGCGGCGUACUCCUUCAGAUAUACAGGGGGAGGUUAUUGAUACAGCAAAAAUGGAUUCAAUUUUGAAUAGGUUUAAAAAAGAAAUAAAUAUAUCAGUGCUUUUCCUGAAAAACGUCAGGAGUCUAAAAAUAUCUAAAAUUAAUACAAAUGGUGAACUGAUUGAGGAAUAUUCGGUUAAUGUUGAAAUUUCUGAUGAAUCAAUGAAAGAAAAAGGAGCUUUCAACGAUUAUGUUCAUACUGUGGUAAAGAAAAACAUUAAUAACAAGGAGAAAAAUUUAGAUGAAGAUAUCAGUAGAGUAAUUUAUCCAAUGACGGUGAAUGAUAGCUUUGGAGGCAAGAACAAGUAUUUGAUAAUCCAACAAUUUGGUCAUCAGGGUACAACCAGUAGAACUAAAGAAAUGAAAGUCCCAUUUUCAAAUGGUGACCUUGGUCUGAUACCAAUCGGUGGUGUAGCAUUACCUCUGAACAGUAUUCUAAAUGUGACUGAUGCUAAAAAACAGAAAGCAGAAGUUGAAAAAUCACCAGGCACUUCAACAUUUGGAAAUAUAUUUAAAUGGAUGCAUUUCCUGAAUACAAAAUCUUCGGCAAAUUCUCAAUCUUUAUUUCUCUCCAACGAAGUUAAAGAUGCAGGUAAAGCCUUUUGUUUUCUACCGCUUCCUGUGGAAACAGGGUUACCUGUCCAUGUAAAUGGACACUUUGCACUAGAUCACGAGUCCAGAAGGGACUUAUGGAAGGAUGGUUUUAGAAUGGAAUGGAAUCGGUAUAUCUUAGAACAUAUAAUUAUUCCAUCAUGGAUUUGUGGUAUUCUUAAAAUACAAAAUGAUGUAACAAAGAUUCUAAAAACACAACAUGCAUGGUAUAAAGUCAACGAUGUUCUACAGAAAUACCAUAUGUUCCUUCCACUACAUGAUAAUUCGCCAUCUAGGAUUUGGAGAGAUGUUAUUUCACAAUUUUAUUUACAAAUUGCUAACCAAAAGGUAGACCUCUUCCCAUGCGUAUUUGACUGUCAGAAUGACAACUUUCAACAACAAGACACCUCUGGAAGUUCGAAUAGAUUUCAACUGACAUGGACUCAUGUCAGUUCUGAAUCUGAAUUGUACAUGGGUGGGUAUUUCAACGACAUUUUCAAUUAUUUAUCCAAAUACUCAAUCUCAUCGGACACACAAAACAGAACUAAUAUGGUCGGGGAAUUCCUAAAAAAUAUUGGUAUGAAGUUGAUUGAAACGCCAAAUUCGAUAAUGAACGAAAUGCAAAUAGCUGGCGUAAAAGACAUUCCUGUUUCCUCACCAAAAACAACAAUAUUGUUUUUAAACCGGACAUGUUGUGAUAUAGGCCCGGUAAAUGUUGACGUUACAGUCUCAAAGUUUAGAACAAAGCAAAAUUUGCUGACUUUCGUCAAAUUUAUUUGCCAGGAUGACUGUUUUGCAGACAAAUUAUCGGGUCUCCCUGUUCUGCUGACACAAGACAACAAAUUAAGACGAUUCAGUGAGGAUCACAAAGUGUUUAUUACCGAUUUUGCUACACUUUUACCUAGAUCAUCAUCUCAUUUUAUGAAUCUUAUGUUGAUUCCGAUAUUUUCAAAUGUUAAAAUAUUUGAAUCGAAUGUGGUCAAAAAAUUUAGUUUCAAUGAUUUUACUACCAUGCUUCCAGAUACAAUGCAGAAAAGUUUAUACGCAGCUGGACUUGAAACACAAUUGCAAUCUGAAACAAUAGAUAAUCCAAACGCUAUUUCUCAGGAAUGGUUAUUUUUAUUGUAUGAAUUUCUUUGCGAUCAGUCGCGAAAAGAAUUUAAAAAUAAUUCAAUGGACGCACAAACAAAAAUAGAAAUUGAUAUGAAGAAAUUCCUAACAAAUUUAAGACAGUUAAAUGAUUGGAGUUUCUUGCCCUGUGUUCAACAAAAAACGCACCGCGCUCUAAUUCCUAUUCAUAAGCUUCCAUAUCUGUUGCAUUUAACUUACAUUCAAAAACAGGAGAAAAUUGGAAAUGGACUUGGGAAGUUGAAUCUGCCAACAAUUGACUUGAGCGUAUUCGAUAAAUCACGAAAUGAAGCUAUCAUAAAAUCGAUUCUGAAACAGUGCGUACCUUCAUUGGAAUCGCCCUCUGAUAUACUUGACUGUUUGGUCUAUCACAAAGAGAAAAUACGAACCUUCAAAGAGCUAAUAAAAGGAGAAAGUACAGAAAUCUUAGCUUAUUUCGGGAGAAAACAUACUUUAAUUUGUAAGGAUAAAGAUCCAUAUGUAGUUGCACAAAAACUAAGAGAGUUACCAUUAUUUUUAACGAUGCAGGGCACCCUCACAAGCAUCGACAUCGGAUACGACAUAAUUGUUAUUCCAAGAGGAAUGCCAUUUGUAGGGGUUCAAGAAUGGGCUGACAACUGUAGCAUCACAUUGCUUCAAGAAAACGAUUUACUACAUGAAUUGUAUGAUUUUCUUCAACUACGUAAGGCAGAUAUAGAAAUUGUUUACAAUGAGAUGGUCCUGCCUAAUUUCACCGCAAUGCCUAAGCAAUAUUGGAUUAGUCAUAUUACAUUUCUGCGUGAUAGACUUAGUAUGGAUAUACCGGAAAAACCUGUCCGUGCCCAAAUAAUACAGCAAUUAACACUUAUAGCGUUUAUAAAUGUUGAUGGUACCAUGAAGAGAGUCAACCAGUUGUAUGACAUUGAAAAUGAAGUUUUUAGAUGCAUGAAAAGUCAUAAUGAUUUCCCACCAGAUAAUUAUCAAAGUGACCAAUGGAGAUAUUUUUUUAAGCAACUUGGUUUAAUCUGUGUAGUCACUGAUGAAAUGAUGAUCCAAUUUGCAAGUAACAUUGAAUUUGAAAGUACUUUUCGCUCAAGCAGCGAUUUAUGUGAAAAGUCAAACACACUUCUUCAAACGUUCCUAACAAAUAAAGGUAGGAUAUGGCAAACCGGAACCCUUUAUAGAAUUAAAUCAAUUAAAUUUAUCUUAUCCCAUUCUGUAGAGAAGCAUAAACUAGAUAUAUUUCCACAAUUUAAUGGUAACGGACAAAUCAUUUGCUUUGAAGAAUCAGUGUCAAGUUUGCAUUCAGAUUUGUGCUGGACAAGCUGCUACAUUUUGCCAAGCAAUGUUUUCAAUAAACUUGCUAAAAGUGUCAGACGCACCCUUCAAAUUUAUGAACAGCCAGAACUAAGCAAAGUUAUUCUUCACUGUCAAAAUAUAUGUGAUGUGUUAAAACCACAAUUGAGAUCUUCUAGUUUAUGUGGUGGAGAAUUUAUCAAAGAUCAGAUGACAUGUUUUUAUGAAUAUUUUGAUAAACAAAUCGGCAGUUUUGAAACGAUACGAUCAAGGCUGGAGAACAAACCUUUUGUUCAUCUCCCAGAAGAUAGAGAUUUAGUUUUACUACGUGAGGUAAUAACAAACUUACCUACUGAUCUUGAGAUUAAACCUUACUUGUACUCGGCUCCAAAGUAUUAUGGAAGAUACCAUGGUAUGUUUGAGAAAUUAGGAAGCAAGCAACAUAUUAUGUUCUCCCAUUAUGCUUACGUUAUGCAAAAGAUAAAAGAUCGAUGUAAAGAUUCUGAAAUGAACCCAGCUGAAAGAAAUAUAGCAAGAAAAGCAAUUAGGGAGUUAUUGCAGCAUAAUCAUGAUAAAGACAAUAGUAUAAAUGAAGUAAACUCUAUAUAUCUUCCGAAUGAGGAUCUCAUUUUGCAGAGAUCAAACGAAAUCGUUGUGUCGGAUAAUAUAUGGUUCCAAAACCGAUUACAAGGACAUGUCAGUAUAAACCUGUUUGCAGGAAAUCAGUUUCUUGAUAUAGAGGAAACUUCUGAAAAAAUGAGAGACAUGUUUACAAAUUGGCCAGCUCACUUAAAACCUUUAUUUUUAACAGAUCUUUUUGAAGAAAUUGUGUACCUACCAGAUGACGCCAAUCAAUCAUACUUGCGUAGCAGUAAAACUUUAGUGUUAGAAAACUUUUUCCAUUCCCCUGAAUUACUGUCUGCUUUAGGUGGCAUAUUAAAUGUACAGUUUUCAAUAAAAGGAGCUACAUUUAAUGAUUCCUUAGUUAUGGACGCUGGAAGUAAGUUACAGUCUGUCAAAUGUUACGAAAUUCCGUCGCUGAAAACUGUUCUGAGAUAUAAUGAUGAAGUCGUCAGCGGCUCCGACAUAGCUAUACCAUAUCAUAUAAAAGUAAAUAAGAGUGUUAUUCCACAGGAAAUAACCUUUUUUGUUUCUAAUGAUGCUGAAGAUGUAACAGACAUCAGUCAUAUUUUAGAUGGACUGAUUAAAUUAAUUCGUAUGUGUGUUGAGCAGCUUCGUUGGAGUUCGAUGAUCUAUGUAAUGCCACUCCUUCAAAAUAUAACAACCCCUGAAAAAAUACCAGACCUGCUUCAAAGACUCAAGAUUCAACCUCAUUUUUUGGAGAACUUAAAAAGAAGAGACUAUUUUCCUAAGCCGGGAACAUAUGUUGAGCCAAGAUUUAUCCCAUUUCUUGAACAAGGAAUCCAACCAUUUGAAAGCUAUGAAUUCAACUGUGUUGCUAUGGAAAUUGACUACGCAAAGUUUGAUUUUGAUAGAGAUGAUCCAAAUUAUAUAUAUGUUAAAAUUUUGAAUGAAUGUCCAGCAUCAAACUUGUUACUUGGUGAUUUGGGAAGGAUGUAUACUGUCUUAACGGGCAAUCCUGACAUUUAUUCAGAACAAGUACCAAUAUAUCGUUUGUAUAGGUUUGUCCGUAGAGAAGAAGAUCCUGGACAAGAAAUCCAACAGUUUGAUGCUGAACCAAUCAAUUCAAAACCUUUUGAUGAACAUUGUCGUUUUAUCAGGCAACAAUUAAUAGAAGCAUGGAAAUUACCACCGGCUGACCGAAAACGUGUUAUAAGAAGGCUUCUUUUUAAGUGGCAUCCAGAUAAAAAUCCAGAGCAAAGAGAUUAUAGUAAAAGGGUGUUCCAAUAUAUACAAGUAGUGAUAAGCCGUCUUGAAAAUGGAGAAUAUUUAACGGAUGAUGCAGAAAAUGAAAUGACAAGAGGGCCAUCUGAAUUUGCACCAUCAACAUCCAGGUAUUAUAGCAAUUUGAAUGAAAGUGCCAGAGCGUAUGCACGUGCCUAUCAUGACAAUUAUGACGAUUACUGUUGUUCUUACAACACGGGUCGUUUUUCCCAUUCUGUGUCACAGCAAGUAGUAAGACCUGAUGUUGCCGAAGCUGAAAGAUGGUUACGGCAGGCAAAAAACGAUUUUAGAGCAGCUCAAGCUAUGCUGCAAAUUGCAGACGGUGUUGAAGGUUUUAAUUGGAUUUGUUACCUAUGUCACCAGUCGUGUGAAAAAGCUCUUAAAUCGGCAAGAUAUUUCAAGGACGCCAACAAUGUUCCAAGAAGAAGUUACAGUCAUCGUCUUACUUUUUUAAUGAGUGAACCCGCAAUGCUUGAACAGGCUCAGUUGCUGGAAUCACGACUUGGUGAUCACGCUAGACUACGAUAUCCAGAUACUGUCAGUCGUCCUCGAAUACCAUCGGACAUCUUUCAAAGAGAGGAUGCUGAAUUUUCUAUUGAAGUAGCUUGUAAAAUGAUUACCAUUGUAGAAGAAUAUAUAUCGUGAUGUGUGUAACCUGAUGAGGCAAGCUAAUUUGAUGACUGUGAAGAAUAGUUUCGUAUCAUACAUAGUUUGUGCAUUGAACAUUUCUGCUUAUAUUGUAAUGAAUAUGUUAUCUUAGCGCUGAAAACGUAUAACCAUAUUUCUCAUUUUUAUUAUCAGUUUUGUAAAUACUUGAAAUUCAUAAUUCACUAUUGUUUAUAUAUGCUGAAUCAGUCGCAUUUGAUAUAAUGUUGUAAAAACUGUGCUUUUGAGUAAGUGAAUAUUGAUCAGAGUAUUAUAUGCGUGUAGGUUUACCUUAAUAUUUAACAAAUGUGUAUAUACAUAUGUGUUUUUAUUUUACUGUAUUACUAAAUCCCAAAAUGCACACGGAUCCUUUCUAAGGAGUCAGAUUUAUCACAAUUGUCCGUUUAACAUAAUAAUUGGUGAUUUAUUAGAUUUUGAAUGUUUUUAUUUUAUUUUAUAUUUUUUGUUUUAUUGUUUUAUAUUUUUUUUUUAAUGCUGUGACAAAUCUAGUUAAAAAAUAUUAUUAUCAUCUGUCACAGAUACCUUUUUACAAGUGUUGUAAAUACAUGUACAAGUAUUUUGAUGUUUAAUUUGUUUUAUUCAACCAGUAUCAACACAUUAGACUAAGUAUAAACAAAUAUUAAAACAAUUAUGUUUUGAUGUUUUGAUCUUUCUGUUUAGUAUAUAAUAUUUUACUGCUGUUUUGUUUCACAUUAUAUACAAUCAUGUGAAAUAAAAUUUUGUCGUCUAUUUGUAAAUAGAACAAGUUAUCAAUACAUUUUUGCUUUUGUGCAUAUACCUUCGAAAGGGAAGUAAGUUGUUGUGUAUGAGGAUAGCAUUUGUUAUUGUUUUGAAAAGGAUGUUAGCAUCUUUUUAUUAUUUUUAGUAUGUAUGAUUAAUUCGCUUAAUGUGUAAUUAAGUAUAAGCAUCUUAACUGUUUUGAUAUAUGUAUAUUUUCGACAAAACGAAGUAUUUUGAAAUAUGUCGUAUACAUGUCAUGUUUAUUUCAUGUUUAAGAUUAAUGAAUAACUCGUAGUCAUUUAUAUUGUGUAUAAAUUUUAUGUAAAUAAAGUUGCAUAAUUAAAUAUAUGUUUGACGAAUGUAGCAAAACCUCACCUGUAGAAUUGUGUUUAUUACACAUAGAAAGAAAGGAAUAUACAUGUAUAAUUAUCUUUAUUGAUACUUAGUUUGGUGAUUCUUUAAAUAUUUUAUUUGCAACUGCAUUGUUAUUAUAUAAGAUUAUAAAUCAUGGACAUAUACUUCUGAAGAUAACCAGCCUUUUACAUCUUUCUUUCAUGUUUUAGUUCUGUAUAUUUGGAUCAGAUGAGCAUAAUAGGAACAAAGUUUCUUACCAUCGUUUAAGUAUCAUUCAUUUUGAAACUCCCUUUAAAUCUUAAUAUUUGCUUAGUAAGUAAGUUUUUGUGUAGACUUAAGGUAAUUUUUAUUUCUAAAAAAGAUGUAUGUGAUGUUUUCAUGUUAUAAGUAUAAGUAGUUUUUUUCAGUGUUUGAUUAUAUCAGUGCUUCAGUAAAUCAUACAUAUUUGUUAAAUGUAUGUGUAUAUAUUUACUAUAGUGAUCAUUUAUUAUUAGCCUGUUUUUAUUCGCAAUGAUUUUAUCUUAAUUUGCAUCGGUGCGCGUGUGUUGAUUCCUUAAGUGAAAUGAUUUUAUAUUUAUUUUAAUUAUCGUGUUUAAUUUAUAAUUAGGUAUGUAAAUAAUUUCAACAUAUUUCACAACAUUAUCAUUAUAUUUUUUUUUCUCGAAUUUUGUUAACUAUGUAAUAUUUUGGAUUUCUCGAAUUGUGUAAACUGUGUAUGUAAAACAUUGGAUUUCUCGAAAUUGUGUUUACUGUGUCUUUAAUAUUUUAUAUUUCUCGAAUUUUGUUAACUGUGUCGAUAUUUUGGAUUUCUCGAAUUUGUUCACAAUGUCUAGCUGUAAUAUUUUGGAUUUCUCGAAUUUUGUUUACCUUAUUGUGUCUGUAAUAUUUUGGAUUUCUGUACUCAAAUGUUUGCACAGAGCGCUUUAAUUUGAUUGUAAAUAUUCAUACUGUACAUAGAAACUUUUUAAUUGUUUGUCUGAGUACAGUUUAGGUCUUUGUAUGUUUAAAUGUAGACGUAAACAUAUUACGGGAGAAAACAUAGCGACGCCUAUAUAAAUCCAGAAUAAACGGUAAGAUACCAAAAAAUGAUAGAAUAAAACAUAUUACAAAUAUCUACUUAAAGUUGUUGUUCCUUUCUGAGGCGAAAUUGCUGAUUUGUCUGAGUUCAUGUAAGUUGAGCUAGAAAUAGCUUUAUCGUAUAACGUAUAAUCCAAAACGGCAAGAAGGCGGCGAUCAUAUCUACAUGUAAACCUAAGAAGAUCUGAACAUAGUCAGAUUGCAACUUUUUGUGUUUUACAUGCAUUUUUUAUAGAAGUGAUAACAUAAUGUUUGUAGAUCACAAACAUUGAAAGUAAAUAUAUCUGAACAUUAUCAAAUACUUAUAUUAUGUAUAGGCUAUUUACCUGUGUGUGUGACUGAAUCAAUAUAUGAAUGAACCACUUAAUUUUUUCUCUACUGAGUAAAACAGAAUAGUUGUCAUGUACACUAGCUAAAACUUCAAUACGACGCAAUUAUCACUUUAAUGUAGCAAAUGUUUUUGUAUGACAUGAGAGUUUUUAAAUUGUAAUAUAGAAACAUUGUCCAUAUAAAUACUUCUUAAGUGUUGUUUUUUAAGUGUUAUUAAUAUGUGGUUUAACUUUAUUGUUGUUAAUUAUUACAUAGUAUUAACACACAAUGACCAUUAAUGUACAUAAAGUUUGUUUUAUGUUCUUCACUUGAUUCAAAUUAAUUCAGAUUAUAUUUAUCAUAAUGUUACUUUAAAUGUCUUAGUAUAUAUCUGUAAAACAUGCAUGUAUUUAAAAUAUAUGAGCACCAACUUGUAAAAAGAGCACUUCAUUUCUGCAGGCAUAGAUUCCUAUUCACGUUUACUAGAAUUCUUUAGUAUAUUUAAAUCUUUUUAUAUCAUUUUGCUGAGAUGUUUGCACGUAUUAACGCUGCUAUAUUAUUAAAAUUCAUUGUAAGAAAAAGAAAAAACAAUAUGUUCAAUUCUCAACAAUUUAACUAGGCCUGAUUACAGUCGUCUUUAAAGUGAAAUGGUAUUUCAUGCAAGGCAUAUAAUAUAGUAAACAAUUAUGUUUAUAGAGUUAAGUACCAGACAUAACAACGAACCACUAAAGAAUUAUAUAUAGAUGUUGUUGGUAAGUGUGAGAUGCAUGGUCUGAUAAAACAUAGUUAUGUAGACCAGACCACUUUAAUGUUAUCAUGAUAUACAUGUAGCAAAACUUAUAUAUGUCUAUAAUGUGAUACUUACCUUGAAAGAACUGCACGUUUUUAGGGUCAAUUCAUGGUAUAGUGUAUGAUAUCAUGCAAAAAUGAUAAGGAUUUAUAAUUUCUUUAUGGCCUUGUAAAUUCCACCUUUUUAUGUAUUAUUUGUUUGCAAUUAUUCACAAUUUGUCAAUCACAUAAAUGUACUUUUAUACAAUACAUACAUGUUCAUAGCUGAAGAACGUUGUUACAUCAAGUUGUAUCUUGAUACAUUUAACAAUGUGUUUAUUCAAAUAAUACUUUGUUGAAGUGGAAUAAAUACAAUUAAAUUGAUCAGUUAUUUAAAAAAACUAUAGGGAUAAACUUCUGUUAGAAAAUAACAAAAGGCGUGCCCUAAAUUAAAUAUAUACUUGUAACAUCAGUGUGAAGAUGCUUAAAGAAACACCAUGAAGACAGUGUAGAGAUCUUUGUAAAGCUACCUUAAUAUCAACAAAGGUACAAAAUUUACAAAUAACUUAUAUCAUAGGGAUGUACUUUUGUUACAAAAUAACAAAAGGUGUGCCUUAUAUAUACUUAAUAACAAACAUUGAAGAAAAUAUAAUACAUACGUGUUUAUUUUUCCUGUGAAUUUUGCGCUUAUCUUCUUUAUCAAAAUACUGGAAUCAUAGGGAUGUACUUUUGUUAAUAAUAAGAAAAGGUGUGCCUUGUGUAGAUAUUUAACAAUAACGAAAAUAUGAUACUUGACUGUUAAGGUUGUAUAUAUUCAAAUCGUAAGGAUGAACUUUUGUUUGGAAAAAGCAAAAGGUGUGCCUUAUUAAUUUACAAUCAAAUUACAGUAAGGAAAAUAAUUAAUAUAUUUAUUAUCUUAACCAUUUUAUUUUAUUUAUUUAUUGUUGUUAGAAAUAUUGAAAUAGUAGGGAUGAACUUUUGUUUUGUAGAAGCAAAAGGUGUGCCCUACAUAACGUUUUGAAACUUAAUUACAAAAUCAAAAAGGUUUGUUAUUAUAUAUGUAACUUGAUUAUCUUUUUACUGCUGAAUAUAUCGUAGGGAUGUACUUUUGUUUAAUUAUAACAAAAGGUGUGCCUUAUAUUUUGAUUAGAAACUUAACUACGAGAAAAUAAACAAUAAAUAAUCGCUUUUCAACUUGA